Molecule: messenger RNA, 5258 nt
Organism: Homalodisca vitripennis (glassy-winged sharpshooter)
Lineage: Eukaryota; Metazoa; Arthropoda; Insecta; Hemiptera; Cicadellidae
Exons: 5
Coding region: 63-1085 (340 amino acids)
Source: RefSeq, a predicted model, not a curated record
UGAGCCUUUAUAAGGGGGUAGUCAGCCACCCUGCCGUUGUUUCUGCUGCCAACUUCCAACUCAUGAUGCUGUUGUCCUGUCUGGCGGUGUUGCUGAGCUGUCGGCUGGCCGCCGGGUCGUACCCACUCAAGGGACGCUAUGGCCGCUCUAUGACAGCUGCCUGGCCUCCACUACCCGUCUACUACCCGCCACGAGCCGCUCGUCCCUUGUACUACCCGGAGAGUGAGUACUACUACCCGCAAGAGGCUUUCUACUACCCGGCAGUGGACAAAUACCCGGUAUACCAGUCGGUUAUACCCAGCUACUACGUGGACCAACAGCGUCCCUACUACUAUGGCUAUGACGAGAUUUCCGAGCCUGUAGACGACCUGCCGGAGGAUAUGAUGGAGGAAGACGACCGAAGCGACUCCCUGCCGUACGGCCAGGAGAGCUGGGCCUCCGACAGCAACGCCGACGUGAACGCGAGGUUCUUGCAGAAUCUGAUACUGGCUCAGAUGUACAACGACAAGUACGGUAGCGCCGCGGAGUCAGAGGAAGGCGACCGCUGGGUGUACGGAGAGCCUGUCAAGGUGUCCAAGCAGAAGACGAUGGCCAAGGAGGACGAGGACGUGAGAGAACUCAAGAGUCUGGUGAGGGGACCGGAGAGAGACCAGAGGAGAGACCGAUCAGACAAGAAAUCGAGAAAGCAGAAGGAAGACAUCUUCGCCGCCCAGACAAAACCCAACAACUGGGAUGAAUUUAGGUCCAGCAAUUACAAGAGAAGUAACGAUCUGAAGUUCUCGACACGCAAGACGUGGCAGCCUGCGACGACGGUCUCCCCUGCCGUGACCUCCCAGCCACUCCGCGGACAGAAGGAGGUGGUUCUCCCUCGACCCGCUAACCCUGUCCGCACGCCAGACUUCCACCAAUUCUCAACUCGUAGCUCGCAACGGGAACCGUCGGUGUUUGACACGAUAAAGAAGCUCCUGCACAUGGAAGAGCAACUUGAUGAGGAGGCUGGUGGAAGUCGACUCCAGAAGAGAUCCUACAUCCCCAGUGAAGAAUCACUUGUAGCUCAACUCGGGCGCCUUAAGAAGAUGGCCUAAGGAUCUUAAGAGCUCCCAGUGACUCACCAUCAACAGAGACGAAACUUCUCAACGAAUUAUAACAAGAAGAUUGAUUCAAACCCCAAACGAUUUGGAUAAUUAGGAUCCCAAUAAUUAGAUUUCCGGAAGGUUCUAAACUGAGAUAUUAUUUGUGUUUCAACAAAUGCAAAACAUUUCAAGAAAGUAAAUAGAGCAAGUAACAAAAGAAACACAGGUUAUACGCAUGCAAUUUUACAAUUUUGAACUUUUAACUGCAAUUUUAUCUGCACUAUAUACGAGGUGAUCAACUCCCACUGACUCAAUAAUUGUAGUUAUAUAACUGACUAUGAUAUUACGUCAAUAUCGUGUUGUAAACUAAACACUUUCAGCCCAAAAUUCAUAACGCACUGAGCCUUAUACUACCUAACUUAUAUAUACAAAAUUGUGCUUGGCUAAUCGAGUUAUACCCAGAUUAAAAGCCAAAGGUAGUCAACUCAGAACAUAAUUUUUCCAUUAGGCAAUUCCAAAAGGAAAUACCUGGUGGUUGUCUCGAUCACGCAAAGCGGUGUUGUGAUAUUUGAUUAUUGAGGUUUGCUGUUUUUACAAUAAUAAAUGUGCUCUCUUUAUUGUUGGAAAAUGUGCUGUAUUGAUAACAAUGAUUGAAAUUGUUUCUCUUAAGGUACUUUGAUCACAUUUUAUAUUGUGUGUUCCGGUAGGCACUAAUGCUAGUAAUCUCGUAAUUAAUAAAUGGAAAUGUUAAUUAAUUUUUAUAAAUAAUUAACCGUAGGAGAAAUUUCGCAUUUUUCAAUUUCAAAUCACGUUUGAAUCGUUUAAAAAGAAUGUUUAUAUUUUGUGAAGUCUUUUGAAACUAUUCUUAGAAACAUUCAUAGCGAUUAUAAUAAGCCCAUAUUGUGAUAUACGUUCCAAAUAAAUUUUAAUUUACACGCCUGUACCAUACCAAUAUUUAGUUUUGUUUAGAAAACAAAUGCUCAUAUAGCCCCAUGAAGAACUGUUAUGCCAUAUACUAUUAUUUAAUGUUGUUACUUUCACUUUACCAAUAUGGUACCUUGUUACUACAUAAAACUGAAGUUUAUGACUUAGAAAUGACUAAAAUCCUAAAAAAUGUUAUUGCCACUCUAACUUCAGUCAAUUGUCUUUUGAAUGUAUAUUGUAUUGUAUAUACCACUCUUUGUUCAACCCCUAAUAAAUAAUUUUGUAUGCCUUUCAAAGAGCAGUGUAUCGAUUUGUGAUAAUUUCUCAGUAGAAUAGAGUUGUGUUUCUCAAUAGGUUGUUUCGCGGUUGUCUACUUAAUGUACAAGUUGAGUGUAGAAGCUUUUCUAGUGGAGGAAGUACCCCUCUUUUUAUUAAAUACACGGAAAAUUAGUAAAAUAAAUCCAAAAUCUAGUUAUGUACAAACCUCAAGGAGGCAUUUGUGACAUUUUAAUCUCAGGAUUCACGUUUAUGUCUAAUACAUAGAGAGCAACAGUUUGUUGAAUAAUUUACACAAUGAUGAGUUUGAGUAAUCACAAUAAAUUUGACUUCUUGAAAAAUUGAUACUAUAUUUUCUAAGUGUUUAUUGCCUAAAUGAUGAUGACAAUACUAGGUUAGUAAGAUGUGGAACUUGUACAUUAUGUAGAUCGGGCAUGUUCAUCGUCCAUAGACUAAACUAGACUGGGCUAUGGUCGACAGCGGUUGUUACUAUAGUACCACUCCCUACUAUAGUACAUAGGAGAGAGAUACUCUGAAGCUCCUGCCAGUUCUAAUACUCAGGAGGUUUAUGUCUGCUUUGUUCAUGAUGUGUUUGGUCUUUAUUUUCAUAACUGUUAUUGAUUUAAAGUUAUCGGCUGGAAAUGCAAAACUGACGGGUUGUUCUAAAAAAUUUAUAUAAUAAUCUGUGUACUAUUGAGUAUAAAUAGAGUAUAAAGCAGAUGUGGCUGCUGCAAAAUGCUAAUUUAGUCCAACCACUCUGUAUUUUUUGGACUCUUUACGUAUAAAAUUCUCUAACCCUAAAGUUAUAAAAUUUUCUGAUUUCCUUCCUCCUUUUGGUAUUAUAAAAGGAGAAAGUUCUAGUAAACAUGUUCUAACAACCAUCCAGCCGCUAACAUGCGUAGUUUUAUGCUGUUUUAUGUUGGAAAUACCAUCGACUCCAUGUUUGUAACAUAAGGUCUGUUAUAAAAACAUAUGUUGGCUCACAUUUUCAACACGUGGUGUAAGAUUAAAGAUGAAUUGCACCAUGAAGAUUUACAAGAGCAAAAUAAACCAUACACCUGCAAUUUACUGAGAAAUCUAAUUUUUAACAAUCUUAAUAGUUUUAUGUUGGGCGAACAUAUGUUUGGUUAAUGAUAUUGAUAUCUGUCAAACUACACGCUGUUUGUAUAUACUACUCUAAGCCGUUAUUUGAUAUCACGGACCUUCAGUAUGUCAGUUUGUGGUGAAGCUUUAUUGCGAGAAUUUUUUAUAAAUGUUAUUUAACAAGUCGAGAUUGAAUUUAUGUGAAAAUGUACAAUACAUUAUAUGUAUGGUAUGGAAAUAGCUAUUACACAACAUACUUGUAAAGGUGUAGAGAAGCAGACGAUUACCGUUGUAAUAUUUUCUUUACUUUUUACAAGAAUGUAAUGUACAGGAUAGUUAGAUACAGAAAAAUCAACUGUUCUCCAGAAUUUGACUAUGAUUCGAGACAUUAAAUGUAUCUAAUUAUAUACCUAAGUAUUUAUGUAAUUUAAAUAAUAAAUUAUACUUCUAAGAACUUCAAUCAUACUAAGGUAUAAGUUUAACAAUUAUUUUCAUUGGUUUUUAUUGAAUUGCUACAAUUUGAUGGUUUUUACUAAAUAAAAUGUAGUAUAUUUUAUAAGUAAGGAAGGUAUUGCAACGUAACAUAUUACGUUAUUAUAAUCAACGAUAGUUUUUUUUUGUAUGAAAAUUCUUUUAAGUUGAUGUAAGUGAAAACAGUUCAACAUGAAUCGUUUCGUAAAAAGCUUCGCCACAAAACUAUAUUCUAAGAGGCCGUAUUUAUCUGAAGACUGGUAGAUGUCCUAUGCUUAGUCACAUACCUGCGUGUCAGUUCCUACUAUCAGUUGUUAUCAGUCCUUCGGUUCUUAUCUCUUAUCAGUUGCGCCCGACCGUCCACGGGUGCAAUCACGUUCUAAAGCUAUGGCCUACCUUUUCUUGCUCAACUUUGCGCUAGUUUAGUUCUCUCUUUCGUGCAGGUCCCAAAAGGCCUACAAGUUGUUAGCAUUCAUUUUAACGUUGUUUUGUUUCCAAAUGUUUAUUUUCAUACCGCCAGCUUAUUACAAGAGCUAAAUGGCUGUUGCUAGUGCUUGAUCUGAGGAAGGGUAUGGUUUCGGUGCAUGUCAGAAACAUUUUCUUCUAAAGGAUGGCUUGAGCAGUUGAUUGGUGAUAGGAAAUGACCACAUCUCAGGUCAUCCUCAGCGGAUGUCAGAAAAAUUGUCUUCUAAAGGAUGGCUUGAGCAGUUGAUUGGUGAUAGGAAAUGACCACAUCUCAGGUCAUCCUCGGCGGAUGUCAGAAAAAUUGUCUUCUAAAGGAUGGCUUGAGCAGUUGAUUGGCGAUAGGAAAUGACCACAUCUCAGGUCAUCCUCAGCUGAUCUGUAAUAUUUAAUUCGUUAAUUAAACUAUUUAUUAGCCACGACUACUUUGAACAGUUUGGAAAAUAGUAAGACAGUACAAAAUUACAAUGUAAUACAUCUAGAAGACCAAAAGAAACCAUAUUCAACGAGUAAAAAACUUGAGCUUUGAUUGUAACAAGUAUCUAAUAAAAAAAAGUCACUUUAUCAAUUGGAUCACGAUUAACUAAUAAACCAUACCACUCUCUUGGAUCAUAGUUGAAACAUAGAUAGACCGAAUACGUCAUUCAUAUAAAAUGUAAUUUUUUUUAUUCAGAUCUAUUUUAUCUACUAGACUCAUGGCUGCUAUGUCAGUAGUAUUUUUCUAGGACCCCAUAGUUGCUAGUUUCGGCGCUUCUAUAGAGUUACACACCUAUCUAAACAUAUCCUGUGCUUAUAUAAGAAUAUAUCGAUGUUACUUUUGAUAUGAAGUUGUUGUAAAUAAUAUUUAACGUAUUAUAUUUUGAUAAUUAACAAAUAUAGAUUUGUAUAAAAAGUAAACUAAAGUGUUGGACCUCAAGAUGUAUCGUUGUACCAAUUCAGUUUAUAAAGGAAAUAAAAAGUCAAUGUAAA